Messenger RNA from Cryptomeria japonica (Japanese cedar), 1566 nucleotides. Its product is annotated as receptor-like protein kinase HSL1. Gene Ontology annotation, cellular component: plasma membrane. The transcript is spliced from 2 exons. Bases 1 to 1566 code for a protein of 521 amino acids. Gene Ontology annotation, biological process: protein phosphorylation. NCBI's taxonomy places the organism in Eukaryota, Viridiplantae, Streptophyta, Pinopsida, Cupressales, Cupressaceae. The record is from RefSeq and is a predicted model, not a curated record. Gene Ontology annotation, molecular function: ATP binding; protein binding; protein kinase activity.
AUGAAAAAGGAAGAGUGGAGGGAUCCGCAUAAUGCCUUGAGUGAUUGGAAUGAGUCUCACCAAAAUCCAUGUGCUUGGAAAGGAAUCUCCUGUGAUGCAUUCAACACCGUUACCCUCGUUGAUCUCACGGGUGCUUCUAUUUUUGGCAACUUGACUUCUUUUAUAUGCUCUCUUCCUAAUCUCACAGUCUUAACCCUCCAAGACAAUGAUUUCAGCGGUCCCUUCCCCCAUGGCCUCUUGAAUUGCAAGCGUUUGCGGAAGCUCGAUUUGUCGAGCAACCACUUCGCUGGAACGCUGCCCACUCGUAUCUCCAAAUUGAGCGAGUUGAGCGAGUUGAACCUGGCAUUUAAUGCUUUCAGCGGCUCCUUUCCCUCAGCCUUCGGAAUGCUGCCAAAGCUCGAAGCUCUCUUCUUGCACGGAAACAGUUUGAAUGGGGCAUUCCCUAGAUUUGUUGGGUAUUUGAAAUCUCUCGUGCACUUCACGCUUGGCAAUAAUCCUCUUCGUCCUGGUGCAGUACCCAGAGAGCUUGGCAAUUUAAUACAGCUGCAGCAGUUAUUGCUAUAUAAUUGUAAUCUUGUAGGCGGAAUCCCGACUUUCUUCCGCAAUUUAACGCAGUUGGAGUGGCUGGAUUUGUCGCACAAUCAUUUGAGCGGGGAUAUUCCGGCCAGUUUAAUGGCUCUCUCGAAUUUGAGAGUACUGUUUCUUAAUGUCAACAAUUUGUAUGGGCAAAUUCCGGCCAUCAUUGAUCAAAUGAGGAGCUUAUCUAGUUUGGAUCUUAGCUGCAAUCGAUUGUCUGGAGACAUUCCAACCGAAUUAGGACACCUGAAACUGGAUGCUUUCAACGUGUCCAACAAUCAUUUAGCUGGACACGUUCCUGACGCUCUGGACAAUCCAAUCUACCAGGAGGGCUUUCUAGGGAACCAGAGGAAGCCAAGUGAUUGGCCAUCGUGGAAAUUGACGCCAUUCACUUUGACAGAAGUGGACGAGUCAUACAUCCUCUGCAAUUUGAAGGAGGCUAACGUGAUUGCAUCCGGAGGUGCUGCAAAAGUUCACAAGGUCAUCCUGCCGAACGGGGAAUCAGUAGCCGUUAAUAAGAUCCCUAAUAAGAGCAGAACAGCAGAAAGCCUUGAGAUAAAGGGUGACCAGCAAGAGAAGGAAAGGUGGAAAACGGAGGUGGACAUAUUGGGCCUCAUCCGGCACAACAACAUCAUAAAGCUUUUGUGUUGCAUUUCAAGUGAACAGUCCGAUUUCAAGCUUUUGGUAUACGAGUUCAUGCCCAAUGGCACCUUGUUCGACCGUCUGCACGGUGGCGCAGGACCACACGAGGCGCUGCAAUGGACGACGCGUUAUCAGAUCGCUCUUGGCGUAGCUUGUGGGCUUAGUUAUAUGCAUCAUGAUUGCCCCUCUCGAAUAUUUCACAGGGAUUUGAAUCCCAGGAACAUCUUGCUGGAUGAGGAUUUUGGGGCUAAAAUUGCAGGUUUUGCGGUAUCCGUAGAGCUUGAUGGUUUGGGCAAUGUAUUUGCUAUAAGACAAAUGAGAAGUAACAAAUAUACGACAAUAUUUUAA